GUACGGGAGCUGGUCCUGGAUAAUUGUCGAUCAGUCGAAGGGAAAAUUGAAGGCCUCACAGCUGAGUUCGUCAACCUGGAGUUCCUCAGUUUGAUAAAUGUUGGCUUGAUGUCUGUGUCCAAUCUACCCAAACUAGGAAAACUGAAAAAGCUGGAGUUGAGCGACAACAGAAUCAGCGGUGGCCUUGAUGUUUUAGCAGAGAAACUCCCCAACCUCACACAUCUAAACCUGAGUGGCAACAAAUUGAAAGACAUCAGCACGUUGGAACCGUUGAAAAAGCUGGACAACCUGAAGAGUUUGGAUCUGUUCAACUGCGAAGUAACAAACCUCAACGACUACAGAGAGAGCGUCUUCAAGUUGCUGCCCCAGCUCACCUACCUGGAUGGCUACGACAUGGAAGACAGGGAAGCCUCUGACUCCGACGGCGAGGUGGAAGGAGACGGCGUGGAUGAGGAAGACGAAGAGGAGGAAGAAGAUGAAGAUGGAGAGGAGGAGGACUUUGAUGAGGAUGAGGAUGACGAGGAAGACGAUGAGGAAGUAGAAGGAGAGGAUGAUGAUGAGGAAGUCAGUGGUGAAGAUGAGGAGGAAGAAUUUGGCCCAGAAGGAGAAGUGGAAGAGGAGGACGAAGAGGAGGAUGAAGAUGAAGAGGAAGCAGAAACCAACAAAGGGGAGAAAAGAAAGCGAGACCCAGAAGACGAGGACGACGACGAGGACGAUGAAGACGACGAUUGAAAGCAAAACUGAGGAGGAGAGCCUACCGAGUCACCCUCUUUUUACCGCCUCCCCACCGCCACGAACCCGAACGUCCGCCCCUCCAACAACUCGCACCGCCUUCGUAAUCCACGUCUCCCCCUCCUCCUCGCUCUGCGCUCUUUUUAUGGGCAAGACUGUACUGACGGGUGGGCUCAGUGGAGCUGCCCACCCUUCUCUUCUUUCUUUUUUUUUUUUUUCUUUUCUUUUAUUUUUUAACCCCGCAAGGAUCUGAGAGCCACCUAACACCCUCCACCUCACCCCACCCAUGACCCCCGAGGUUCUCAGGCAGCCCGUCACUCAGCAUUCCACAGUUUCACUCGUCGAUCCCUCUUUGUUUUCCCGUGUGAGGACUUUGGGACUGGUAUCUAGUUUGGGUCUGUGUUUUUAAUAUUUUGUUGGAUGAAUAAUUUUUUUCUUUUGUUGUUGUUGGGUUUAUUAUUUCUCUUUUUUUUGCGUGUGUCUCUUAAUUUUUAUUUUUCUGUUCCUUUAUUUUUUUUUUCCCAAUAAAAUUAUUACUAUAGCAGCUGUGCAACCAGCAGGCCAUGGUUUUUAGUGUGGCAGCCUGUUGCACAAAUCAAGGUUGUAGCUACAUUUUUACUUUCUGUAUGACAAAAAAAAAAACAACUUUGUAAAUAAAAUGUUAACAUUU
Molecule: messenger RNA, 1402 nt
Organism: Austrofundulus limnaeus
Lineage: Eukaryota; Metazoa; Chordata; Actinopteri; Cyprinodontiformes; Rivulidae
Gene: anp32b
Product: acidic (leucine-rich) nuclear phosphoprotein 32 family, member B
Biological process (GO): regulation of apoptotic process
Cellular component (GO): nucleus
Molecular function (GO): histone binding
Source: RefSeq, a predicted model, not a curated record